GAAACAACACGUUCACAUCAAUAUCUCACGAAGUACUCAACAAACACAUUCUGGACCUGAUCCAUACCGAAACCAAACCUAUUCUCAUUUUGGCUCCGGCUACCAAAGGCCUAAAAGAAGAAGACUGCGCACACAUCUGGCCACGAUGGCCCAAUACUACGGCUCCCAAUCCCCUCAAAACCUCCAAUUCUACCCAUCCUCCUACUCAGUCUCAGGCCACACCACACCAUCCCAAGCCUCUUACGGUAUCGGCUAUAGCGGCCAACCAUCCACCCAAGCAUAUUCCGGCUCAUCAGCAGGUGGUGGUUAUGGAGGAGCAGGCGGAUUCGGUGCUGCUGGGGUCUCUAGCGGCGUAUCUGGUAGAAUGGGGGAACAGGGAGGGUUAAGGACAGGAUGGUUAGCUGCGUUUGGUACGGAAGGGUAUGAUGGUGAGCCGCCGUUGUUGGAGGAGUUGGGUGUUAAUUUUGAUCAUAUUCGGACCAAGACACUUACCGUCCUCAACCCCUUCGCACAAAUAGACCAACACCUCAUGGACGACAGCGACCUAUACGGCGCAAUCCUCUACAUCGUUCUAUACGGCACAUUCCUCCUGUUCUCCGGCAAAGUGUUUUACGGCUACAUCUACGGCGUCGCUGUAUUCGGUACUUUGGCACUACAUCUCAUCCUGAGUCUAAUGUCUCCUUCCCUGGAUACAACCAGCGUCGUUAAUGCGGCAUCACCGAUCCCCAAUGCGGCGGAUCCGAAUAAUUAUGAUCCUCAUCAGAAGCCGCCUGGUCAUAUCGCUGGUGGGGUUGCGACAACGGGUCAUUUUUCGGCUACGUUGACAUUUCCGCGCUCCGCUAGUGUGUUGGGGUACUGUUUUUUGCCGCUUGUUUUGACCAGUUUGAUCGGAGUGUUGAUUCCUAUGGAUACUAUGUUUGGGUAUUUACUUACCUCUGCCGCCGUGGGGUGGUGCACUUAUAGCAGUUCGGGCAUGUUUUGUGCUGUGGGCAGAAUGCGUGGUAUGAGGUUCCUGGUGGCUUAUCCCUUGGCAUUGUUUUAUAUUGUGUUUGGCAUUAUGGGGAUCUUUUCAUCGAGGGGGAGUGGUACCUUGGCCGCUAAGACGGGGAGUUAUUAAUACGUACAUGGCCUUCAUUGACCAGAAACAGCUGAGAUCUAAGCACGAAGGGUUCGUUAUAUGAGUUACUGGUAGUUGUAUAGUAGACCGAAUAUACAUGACUUAUGAUAGAUUAUGCUAUGAUAUAUGUAUUAUCGCUGUUCAUCCUUCCUAGGCGCCCAUGAACUCAUCCACUCCCUCGCCUUCUCCAAAUCCCCACUACUUGCCUCCAACGCAGCAAGACACCAUCUCAAAUCAUACACUCCCUCUGCAGCAAUCAAUUCACCUAUCACCCGGCGCUGUUGACUCAUUUCAUCCGCACAGAGAUAGAAUAACCUGUCUCCCUCCGCAGUCGAAUCGGUCUGAUUAGGUUGCGUGUUUAUCGAAGCGAUGAGAGGUUUAAUGACUUGUAGAAUUUCCUUGGAGGAUGUUAGCAGCUCCGUGCUUGCGGAGGAGGAGUUUGGAUGUCCUGUUUUGCAAUAUACGUUUCGACACCAGGAUUUACCGCAACCUGUAAGCAUUUGAGAGAGAUAUCUUCGCUCAAUACGUCGUUUUAAGGCUUUUCCUUCUGGGUCGUGCGCAUCUGUAUACAACGGUGCAAAGCAUAUAUUACACAGACCUAGGGGUGUAGUUCGACUUUUGAAGGUACGACCGCAAUUCACAUUUCGACAUAUCGAUGGUGCAGGUCGUGAGAGACGCUCGAGGUCGUGAUGGCGUAGAUGGGUUUUCAUGUCGCGGAGUCGAAUGAUUUUGUUGCAGAGAUGACAUUCUGUUGUACGGCCCCCGUCGAUGAUUUCGUGCGGUGUGAGACCAGAGAGUAAAACUUCGGGGUCGUUCAUGUCCGGGUCUGAAUCGCCCUGUUGGGGGACAACUAAGUGGCAGAACUGACACAGGAUCAGCUUUCCGGGACACCUAGUUGUCCGAUGGUGCGCGAGAGAUGGUAGAUUGUCUGCAGUAUAGUCGCAAUUGAAGCAUGAAUGCGAUUUAUGGAAUAUAUAGUCAUGUUUCUCUUUGCUCGGUUUAUCGUUGCCGUAAGACUCGUCAUGUUCACAAUGCCAGUGAUUUUGCCAUUCGCUCGAGGAUUUCUGAAAGACAUUCUUGCACUUUGGACAGAGAAUAUUAUUCCGUAGACAGAAAUUCUCGUGUAAAAAUAACGUACGUCGAGGAACCCAUUGCUGACAGUUUUUACAUUGAACUUCGUCGGGAUUGUGCUCAUUCACAUCAAUCAUAUUCUCGUCACCGUCAGCCUGGACAGUAUCAACCACGCGAAGCAUAAAUUCGAACGGCGCCUCCGUAUCAUCUUCAUCAUGGAGCGAGAAAGCAUGCACAGAGACAUACAGCUUCUCCGCAUCAGCCAUUUCCGGCAGAGAAGAAUCCAAUUUCAAAACCUUAAACGACUUCGACGACAUAUCACCAAAGACAUGCUCAUCACUCCGAGGUUGCGCCCUUUGAUAUGCCGAGAAUGGACUAACGAAAAUAUCCAAAUCAGCUCCAU
Molecule: messenger RNA, 2591 nt
Organism: Talaromyces stipitatus ATCC 10500
Lineage: Eukaryota; Fungi; Ascomycota; Eurotiomycetes; Eurotiales; Trichocomaceae
Product: Golgi membrane protein, putative
Exons: 2
Coding region: 146-1117 (323 amino acids)
Biological process (GO): endoplasmic reticulum to Golgi vesicle-mediated transport; vesicle fusion with Golgi apparatus
Cellular component (GO): trans-Golgi network
Source: RefSeq, a predicted model, not a curated record